ACAGUCUUGCGCUUCUAAAGGCAGCUGGGGACGUGACUGCUCUGCCUACGGCUCAAGCGCAGGCCCCAUACGUGCUGUAUGGUGGUCAUGGAAUCACUGUUGACAUCGCUAUGGUCAUCGGUGCUGGACACGACACAGGGACUUCUUUUGUGCCUUGGCACUUGCCUCACUGAUCGGGGGUCAGCCCCGGAAUGGCCACACCACCCUGAUGACUCUUGGCUGGAGCAGGUCGCAGAGAAUUUACAUGCCAGCCUCGUUCUUCGAGCAAUGAUGCCCCUUGCAGGGCAAUUCUCCAUGCUUGGAAGCCCAGAAGGUGUCAAGACGCAGACCCUUCAGAAAAUCACAUUGAGUGGUUUCUGGAACCAGCGCUGCAAUGGAGACUACUUCGAGCGGCCGGGAGAAGCGUUCAUGCUUUAUGAUCGCCCUACCUACUGGUCAAAAGACUCCUCCAGGGCUUUGUGCUUCCAUGCCCCAUCGAAUUCUUGGAUUCUUUGUCCCAGAACAUUUUGGCUUGAUGAGAAGGUGCAGUGGAAUUUUCACGCAAGCUACCCUUUCGCUCUUUGCGCUCCAUCCGCAUCCAAAGUGUGUACCGAGGAUGCUCCUUGGACCAGGUGGUGUGAAUCCUUUACCUGCAACCGGUACAUACAUAACAAGCAUGCCCGUGUCACCGUUCAAAAAGUGCAGAUUGUGGUCCGAUUGAGGCCAAAGUCUAUGCUGUCCACCAUCCCAGGUGGAUAUCACUUUCUGAGACACCUGAAGGACAGCUGCCGGUUUUGUCCCUAUAACGGUGAGGGGUUUGCACGGCAAAAGAUGCUCCUAGUCUUGCAGAUGAUGGACCAGCUCCCGGCAGUGCAUGGCUCAUUGCCAGGGAGCCUGGCAAACAGUACGGAUGAGCUAGACGUGGCUAUUUGGGAAGGCUCGAAGUUGUUUAGGGCAGCUGAGUUGGAAGAUGAGACACGGAGCUUGCUUUGCCAAAGCCGAGACGAGGAACAAAGUCGCCGAGCUGCUGAGGAGGAACACAGUCGCCGAUCUGCUGAGGAACUGCUUGCUGAGGAAGAGAGACACGAAAGAGAGAAGAGAAAGAGGAGAGAAAAGAGAGAAAAGGCAGAAAAGAAAGAUGCGCAUCUGUCCAACAAAAAGCUAAAGAGUAGAGACACCAAGGCCAAGCAGGCUGGAAGCUCUGAAAAUAGUGCAGAAGAAGAUGCAAACGAGAAGGAGGAUUCUUUUGAAGUUGAGUGGCGUGCUUUCCACGAGGAUAUCUCGGAUCCCGUGUCCAAACUUCGGCACAACUUUCCCAUAUUUGAUGAUGACGUGCUCAGUGCACAUCUCAUGGAGGCUUCGUACGACCUGGAAAAGGCAGUGGUUUCACUUUCCAAGCUAGAAGCAGAACCUGUUGCAGUUUUGGAGCCGGCUGAUAUUCCGCGUUCUUCGAACCCUCCUCUUCGAAGUGGAGAGCCUAAGAGGCUGAUGGCUAAUGUCAUUGCCAGAACAGACCAUCCGAAAAUGCCACUUUACUGCUUCAUCGCAGUCGUCGCGAAGUCAAACCAGUCGCAGAAAUAUCGAGCAGGCCAAAUUGUCAGACCUAUUCCCGAAGACAGAUUCCGGCUCUUAGGUGACGAGAAGGGUCACUUCUGGCUGAAGAAGACCAAGGUGCCCCAGAUUGGAGACAUCGUGGAAGUUUGCUUUUUUGAGGAGGAUGCUCGUGACUAUUUGGAGACAGCUCAUGGAACGUAUCCGCACCAGAACGAGGACCUUUUGUGUACAACCUUGACGCUGCACAGCCGUUGCGACCUUGAAAGAAACGCCACGGCAGGCAUGGCCCUGUUCAACAUGGCAGUGGAUGAUGUGGAGUUGCAGUGGCCUUGGAAGAGUGCUCUCGGAAAGUUUGACGCCGUCCAGCCAGGCAAAAGGAUUUGGUUUGUACAUCCGAAGAAGCAUUUGCGAUCAGUGAUGAUUUUGCGAGUCAAAAGCUGGGAGACUGUGAACUUCAAGUACCGCAAUGCCUCCAGCGAUAGAAUCAGUGUGGACUUCUCAGCAGGACGACGCCGUCUCACUGACAUCGCCGUAACUGCUGCUGGCUUCGAUGCUUCCCCUGCGGAGCUGAACCGGAGGUUUGCUGAGAAGUCGAAAGAAAGGGAGCAGCUGUUCAUUCUAGGCCUUGCCCGUGCGGAGCAUCGAGGCCCGGAAGGAUACAAUCGUCUUGGGGAUUGCCCAGAACGGCAGAGGCGACAGCUGGAUGUGAAGACACUUGAUGAGUAUUGUCAGAUCCUUCUUAUUGGGGUUCUACCAUAUCCGAAAGAAGUCGAGGGGUCGGUUGGGAGUCUGUUUGACGGGGCAGGCCUUUCAGCUGAAUCCGGAGAUGUGGCGUCUUUGUUUCCGCAGUCCUUGCACCAAUGCCCGCGCUCACCGGCGAAUCCAGUAGUUAGUGUAACUGCAAUGAAAGUGAAAAGAGGCCAUGUAGGACCAAGUGCGGCCCAGCCUGAACAGGCCUUGUAGAGAUGUCCUAGACAUGUUAGGACUUGUAGUUUGACUGAUCACUCUCCCAAGCCCUGGUACAGCUUCGCCACCGGGUUCUGCCGGUUCUGCCUCUUCAAGUAAGCUUGGGACCCUUUGGAGGCUUGGCUCUCUGCAUGGGCGCUGCCCCCC
Durusdinium trenchii is the source of this 2646-nucleotide messenger RNA. Lineage: Eukaryota; Dinophyceae; Suessiales; Symbiodiniaceae. The record is from the annotation of a GenBank genome assembly.